AUGAAUUAAGACGACAAGGAAAAAAUAGUUGUUUGCGCAGUCAAUUCAGACAUCUAAUUGGAUGGCAUAGAGUUAUCUAUUGUUGAUUUUUUCUAUUCAAGUAAGGACUAAUGGUCGAUGAAUGAAAAGUAUUUCAAAAGGCUUGCAUAUCCUGAAGAACUAAGAAAGAAAAUAAUUUCAACAAUAAAGGAGUAUUCUAAGAAAACACAGGAAAAGCAUGAUGAUAAAUUGUAUAAUGAAUUGGAAAUCGAGUAUAGUGAAUUUAUAAAUACAACACUGAAAUAAACAGAAAAUGAAAUUCGAAGCAAUUCUGUUACUUUAUUUGCUUUUAAUACACUUCUUAUUUAAUUAAUAGAAAAUGAUGGUCAAAAGCCAAAAUCAGCACUAUUUUUGAGUAAGUUUUGCCAAUAAAUUGCCAAUGAAUACAAAUAAAGAGUAAUUUGUAACUUCUUUGCAUAUGACUUUUAUUUGAAAGGUAACGGAGGGCCCUUUCAAAUUAUUGGCUAGGCAAAAUUAUUGGAGCAGUAAGAUGCUUUAUUGAAUUUAUCAGGUUUUGCAUCAUAUACUCAAUAUAAGAAUAAGGAGGAGUAAGAAACUUAUUUUGGAGAUUUUAUUUGUCCUGCCAUGUUUGCUCUAAAUUAUGCAUCAAAUUGGAAAAAAGAAGUCUUAAAUUAAGCAUUCUAGGAUAAACAAAUUAACGAAGAAUUUCUAAAUCAAUUAAAAAGUUCAGAUAAAUUCAAGUAUACAAUUCUGUCUUUGGGUAAUCUAAUGGAUUUGAUUGAUCGGUAAUAGACAACCCCGGUGGUUAAGGUUGCAACAUUAAAAUAAUUUAUCUGUUAAGAAAUUCAAUCUUAUUUAGUGAAUAUUAAAUAAUAAGGGAAGGUGUUUGUAGGUGGCACUUUUCCAGAGGAAUUAUUUAAAUAUUUAUAAUCGGAAAUAAAAUAAAUAGAACUUUAAAAAUCCUAAGAUUAUGAAAAGAUCGAUUCAUUCAUUGUUGGGUUCAUGGCUGUGAGAAAAAAUAAGCAAUUAUUGAAUGUGUUUAAGGGAGUUACCAAGGCUACAAGUGAUCAUUGUAGUGGAAUCAUUUAUAUUGAAACUGAUAAGCCUAUAACAAUCAUAAAGCAACCAGAAGUUAAGAAGCCACCUUAAGUUUAGAAAUAGAAGUUGGAUCAUUCUGAAGAUUUUGACAUCGAACUACAAUUUUCUGAUCAGGUGUAGAAUAUAAAGUCUUAUUAAACAAAAUGGCAAAGCAAGAAAUGA
This is a messenger RNA of Paramecium octaurelia, 1260 nucleotides long. The record is from the annotation of a GenBank genome assembly. Lineage: Eukaryota; Ciliophora; Oligohymenophorea; Peniculida; Parameciidae.